AUGGUGGGCGUUGCGGGAAAGUCAAAGGGUUGCAAUACUUGCAAGAAACGCAAGGUUAGGUGCGAUGGCGAGAAACCGACUUGCGUACGCUGUUGGCAAGCAAAUCGUGUAUGCGAAGGAUAUCAACGCCCGCGCCAGUUCAAGAAUCUGAGUGCUCUGGACCAUAACACCUUGUUGGCACGGACUCAGCCUUUGACCUCACUCACAGAACUCUCAUUCAAGGUCUACGGAAAUUCCAGUUCGAUUGCUGAGGAAAAUGACCCUAUUUCUAGGGGCAUUCUCAACAAGGGCAACAGGCUGAUGGCGAGAGAUCCGAAGCUUCGAGAGCCAGGAAAUGCAGCCAACCUCACGGACCUGUUCCUCAAUUUUCUGAGCAAUUAUAUCCCUGAAGAACAGGCCGGCUCGCGAUCCGUACACCACAACAAGACGCCUGUAUCUUGGCUACAAGCCAUCGUCCCGUUACAACGCAGUCACACUUCUCUGGGCCUCGCAAUGUCAGCCUUGAGCAUGGUUGGUCUGGGUCGAAAAUGCGGCGACGGGCACCUGCGAAGUCAAGGGUUGGCGCAUUACGGCAGAGCCUUGUCCGACCUCCAGAACGCCCUGUCCAGCGAGACCCUGGUCUUCGAGGAGCAGACACUGGCAAGCUGCAUGACUCUUUCCAUCUUUGAGGUAUUAGAGGUAUCAGGAGGGAACACUCUUGGGUGGGCAAGCCAUGUCGAAGGCAUUUCGAGGUUGUUCCAGCUUCGAGGUCCAGACUUGCACGUGUCCGGACCGAGUCACCAUCUGUUCUUGGGCUUCAGACCGACUGGCAUCAUCCACGCAUUGGCGCUACGCAACCCGACGUACCUGGCCACCCAAGCCUGGCUCAAGAUCCCGUGGACAGAGCAACCAAAAUCCGAUUUCCACCAUCUGCUAGACAUCAUGGCCCAAAUUCCCGCCCUGCUUGACCAAACCGAAAGAUUCGACAAGUUCUCCAACUCGGAAAUCUCGCUUGCAGAGAGACUGCAGCUUCUGAAGCAAGCCACGAUCUUGCAUUUGCACCUCGAGGACUGGCAUCAAGGACUUCGAAGCGCUCCGAACCACUCGGAGCCGCUCUAUUCCCAACGCACAUCUUCGCAACCUUGGGCUGGCAGCAGCCCUGCUCGCAGCCUUCAACCCGUGUUUGCGACGUUUCUGCACUUUCGGACCUUUGAAAUGGCACGCAUGCUCCUCUUCUACUGGACAGGUCUCCUCCUACUCUACAACAACAUCCUGACAAUCUCCUCGUCAGCGCUGAAUGAUGGCCAUCGUUCAACUUCAACCUUCGCCUCCUCCCCGCCGCUCCUUGAAGCAGUCUUCGUCCGUCGACGAGCUCUCGAAACAGCAACACUGAUCGCCCAAUCAAUGGAUUAUCUCCUCUCCGAUGAACGGCGCAUUCUUGGCCCUCAGAAUGUGUUUUUCCCCUUACGCACCGCGAUGCACGUCUUUUCCGGCGCAAACGAAUACAAACUAGAGCGCUGGUGUAGGUCGGUGUUUGAGGAGCUCGAUCGGCGAGGCUAUCCCUUCGGCAAGAUUCUGAGCACCUGGCGAUGGGAUGACAUACCGUUGUUCUUGUCCGAGACCUUGGUAACUGUUCGGGGGAAGGGAGACCUUGGUCUGGGCAUCAGUGGCUGA
Messenger RNA from Exophiala xenobiotica, 1653 nucleotides. RefSeq lists its product as uncharacterized. Gene Ontology annotation, molecular function: zinc ion binding; DNA-binding transcription factor activity, RNA polymerase II-specific. The record is from RefSeq and is a predicted model, not a curated record. Gene Ontology annotation, biological process: regulation of DNA-templated transcription. The transcript has 4 exons. Lineage: Eukaryota; Fungi; Ascomycota; Eurotiomycetes; Chaetothyriales; Herpotrichiellaceae. Bases 1 to 1653 code for a protein of 550 amino acids.